CCAGAGCCGGUAGGAUUCUGGCUGCCGCGGUGCAACGCGCGGCACGAGUGCCCGUGGGUCCCCGGCUUCCUUGUCCACUCCGGCCCCUAGCCCGGGCCCCUGCCCAGCUUCGGCCCCAGCACCGCGCCCGGCUCCGCCGCGGCCCACCGAGCCGCCAGCGACGCCCGCAGAGCUCCCGGUGCCGGGGCGGGGGGCCAUGCCGUGCCGGAGGGAAGAGGAAGAGGAAGCCGGCGAGGAAGCGGAGGGGGAGGAAGAGGAGGAGCAGGGCAGCUUCCUCCUGCUGGAGCAGUCGGUGACCCUGGGCGGCUCGGGCGAGGUGGACCGCCUGGUGGCCCAGAUCGGCGAGACGCUGCAGCUGGACGCGGGGCAGGACAGCCCGGCUUCCCCGUGCGCGCCCCCCGGGCCGCCGCUGCAGCCCCCGCGGCCCCCGGCGGCGGUGCUGGCGGACAAGGCCCGGCCCCCCGACCGGCCGCUGCUGCUGCCGCCCGCGCCGGCCGCGGCAGUGAACCCGGCGCCGCCGGGGGCCCUUCGCUGCGCCCUUGGGGACCGCGGCCGCGUGCGAGGCCGGGCUGCGCCCUACUUUGUGGCCGAGCUCGCCCUAGGCCCCAGUGCCCUGUCCCCGCAGCCCAGUCUAGAUGGGCCUUCGAGAGCCGACAAGCGGGGCGCCCCCAAACCUCUGUCGGGACCGUGCCGGCGAGGAUGGCUGCGGGGUGCCGCCGCCUCCCGCCGCCUGCAGCAGCGGCGCGGGCCCCAGCCGGAAGUCCGCACCGGCGAAGACGACCCGCACCGGCUCCUGCAGCAGCUGGUGCUCUCCGGGAACCUCAUCAAGGAGGCCGUGCGGAGGCUUCAUUCGCGACGGUUGCAGCUGCACGCAAAGCGUCCGCAACGCCCGCUCCUGAGGCCGCCGACGGCUGCAGGGCACAAGCCCCCUUCGCCCCGCAGCCCGCACGCGGCCUGCAGCAACCCUGGCGCGACGGGAAGGAGGGCGCAGCUCGGAUCUGGCGACGGCGUCCCGGUGCCUGGCAGCUAAUACCCGGGGAGUGGUCACUGGGCCAGCCUUUGCCCGGAGGACAAGGGGUUCCCCCUGAGGACUGUAUCUCUAAUCAGACUGGUGAACUCGCGCCUUUGGAAGCGGCAAAAUAAGCUAAUCAAGACGAGGCAUCGAAAAGUCGCGAAUGUUUUCGUGGGGAACUGAGGUCAAGGCCCUGUUAAAAAACAGGACUCGGUUGGCCCUAUUUCAGGCAGGAUACAGAACCCACCCAAGCUCACAGUCCGUUGGACUUUUUAUUUUGGGGGUGACCAUUCUUGGAGGCACCGCCUGCAGAUCCGUGCAGACCUCCCCUGACCCGCCAUCCCAGCGACUAUGGCCACAGUGCAUGCAUCUCAGGAUCGCCUCUCGCCCUAAGGAUGCGGAUGAUCCCAGUGACUUGUUUUACCUUUUCAGGGUUGGUUCCUGAUUCACUCUGGGCGAGGGGAACAAGAAUAGACGAUCAUUUCAGGGAGUACCUCAAGCUGCCAGACUUGAAAAUUUAUCACAUUUAAAAAAACAAAACAUUUUCUGUGUGUUGGGGUGCUGAUUCUUAAAACACACGGUACCAUGAAAGGGCCUUUUCUCUGCCCCCGCUUUGCAGCUGGCUGCAUUCCCCGAGUGGAAGGGAAGCCGCGAUGUGCCCAGGGUGGGGCUAGGAGGUGGAGGCAGGUGGUGAGGUGCUGGAGUCUCCUGAGGACAAGCGCACCGCCGCCCCCGGGGGUGUAGGGAGGCCGGACGCCGCAAGCCUGGCUUUUAUGGAAACUUUCCAGAGACGUGGCCUCGGUCCCUCCUCUCCCCCUCAGUUCUGCUGUCCUAUUCGAGGGGGCCGUACUGGUGCUCCCCGGGCCCGGGCUGGGGGCUGGGAGACGCCACGUGACGGGCACUCCAGGGACACUCAGCCUCACACAGCAGCUUAUAAUGGGCCCUCUGGGGCCAUUUGUAAUAACAGCUGCAAUUCCCUGGGUAGAUGGAGUUGAUUUCCUCCCUCUGCCCCUCCCCCAGCCAUGCCAGAUCGCUUUUGUAAGUGAAGGAAACCAGUAGAAAAUGUGACCCUCCAAAUGGAGAAGCUGCAGGCUUUGCCAGUGUGAACCCUGAUGAAAUGUUUGUAACAUACUGUUCACUCACUCUGAGGGAUUUAAGACUGUUUAGCUGGUGUUUUAGUUUUGUAAGAUUCAAUGGCUUGUGCAUCAUCCAGAUGUGGCUGUUGACAUAUCUACACUUCGCACCGGAGUGUCCUGAGUUGUUGCUAUCCUGAUUAUAGGAUUUUAACUUAACUGAAAUAUCUAUUUGUAAUAAAUGUGUUGCAUUUCU
Messenger RNA from Myotis daubentonii (Daubenton's bat), 2341 nucleotides. RefSeq names its product FRAT regulator of Wnt signaling pathway 1 (gene FRAT1). Gene Ontology annotation, cellular component: cytoplasm. The record is from RefSeq and is a predicted model, not a curated record. Lineage: Eukaryota; Metazoa; Chordata; Mammalia; Chiroptera; Vespertilionidae. Gene Ontology annotation, biological process: positive regulation of canonical Wnt signaling pathway.